CGGAGGGUCCUAGCUGUACUCGCGGUGUGUCAGUGUGCGUGAGCUUCCGCUGGCGAUUUGUAGAUUCUGUUAAGCCGGCGUUUCAGUCAGCAUUUAAAUAUUCAUAUCGAUUGGGCUUUAGGAACACUACAAACAUGUUUGAAGAAGCUAGCGAGGUGUUUGACAACAUGUUUAAGUCUUCUUUUCCGCUGACAUUUAUUGUGUUUUUACCAGCGGUGCUUAUUCUCGUCUCUCCGCUUCCAGCCGAGGCAGCGCACGAAUUCACUGUGUACCGCAUGCAGCAGUACGACUUGCAGGGGCAGCCGUAUGGCACCCGGAAUGCCAUACUGAACACGGAGGCCCGUACGGUAGAAGCCGAGGUGCUGAGUCGCCGCUGUGUUAUCAUGCGGCUGCUGGAUUUCUCCUAUGAAAGGUACCAGAAAGCUCUGCGUCAGUCCGCCGGGGCCGUGGUCAUCAUCCUGCCUCACAACAUGUCCACCAUGCCGCAGGACAUAGUACAGCAGUUCAUGGAGAUGGAACCAGAACUUCUGGCUACGGAGACCAUUGUUCCGGUGUACUUUGCUUUGGAGGAUGAAGAGCUGCUGUCCAUAUAUGAGCAGACCCUCAUGUCCUCAUCUUCUCAGGGCUCUGCGUCUGCGGCAGAGGUGCUGCUUCACACGGCAACAGCCAACGGCUUCCAGAUGGUGACGAGUGGGGCUCAGAGCAAGGCCAUGAGUGACUGGGCCAUCACCAGCCUGGAGGGAAGACUAGCAGGAGUAGGGGGAGAAGACCUGCCAACGAUUGUCCUAGUAGCUCACUAUGAUUCCUUCGGUGUGGCACCGUGGCUCUCGUACGGCGCUGACUCCAACGGCAGUGGUGUGUCUGUGUUGCUGGAGUUGGCCCGCCUCUUCUCUCGGCUCUACACCUACAAGAGGACACAUGCGGGGUACAACUUGCUGUUCUUUGUGUCUGGAGGAGGGAAGUUCAAUUAUCAAGGGACUAAGCGAUGGCUGGAGGAGAACCUGGAUCAUACUGAGUCCAGUCUUCUCCAGGACAAUGUAGCGUUUGUGCUUUGCCUGGACACCCUGGGCAACGGGAACAGCCUGCACCUCCACGUAUCUAAGCCUCCCAAAGAGGGCAGCCCCCAGCAUGCCCUGCUGAUGGAGCUGGAGAUGGUGAUCUCCAGCCAGUACCCAGAAGUGAGGUUCUCCAUGGUCCACAAGAAGAUCAACCUGGCAGACGACACGCUGGCCUGGGAGCACGAGCGCUUCGGCAUCCGCAGGCUGCCCGCCUUUACACUGUCGCACCUGGAGAGUCACCGCAGCACGUUGAGGAGCAGCAUCAUGGACAUGCGGCCGCAUGUGGAUCUGAAGAAGCUGAGCCGUAACACUAAGAUCAUCGCAGAGGCGCUUGCCAGAGUGAUCUACAACCUGACAGAGAAGGGUACUCCAGGAGACCUACAGAUCUUCACUGAGCAAAUGCAGGUACAGCAGGAGCACCUGUCCUCUGUGGUGGACUGGCUGACAUCCCAGCCGCGUGCCGCCCAGCUGGUGGACAAGGACAGCAGCGUGGUGAACACCCUGGAGUACCACCUUGGCCGGUACCUGAAGGAUGUGAAGAAACACACAGUCAGAGCUGAUAAGAGGGACCCAGAGUUUGUCUUCUAUGACCAACUCAAGCAAACGAUGAAUGCGUACAAGGUGAAGCCGGCCAUCUUUGAUCUGCUCCUUGCAUUUUGUAUAGCAGCCUACCUGGGCGUAAUGUACCUGGCUGUCCAGCACUUUGGUGUUCUAUACGGCGUCAUGCGCAGAGUCAUUCAGCCCAAGGCCAAGCAGCACUGACGGGAUGCAGAGCUUCGGCGCCCCGAGGGUCUGAUUGGAAGAGCUGCUUCACCCCUGAGGCUGAGAAUUGUUGUGAUUGGUUUUUUUGUUUUUACCUUUUUUUUUUUUUUUUUGGUUUGUCACGGUUCGAUUCGUCUUGCCAAUUUUGUCAUCCGGAGCUCCUAGCUGCCUGCACCGCCGGUGACAGGCAGUCCAGCCUUUGGUCUUCCUCCGCCAACGCGCAGCCGCCCUCCGUUUCGAUCCCCAACUGUCCUCAGACGCCUCCCCCCCACCUCACUUCUGAACACAGGCAACCCUCGGCCACACUUCCAUUUUCGGCAGCUAUUGUGGGCUUAAAGACGAGCUGGUGAGAAAGCAGGGGGUGUCACGGAUACAUGCAGUAUUUUAUCUUCUGUGAAUUUUAGGAGUAUUUUGGAGGGAAAAUGGUGGCAGUGCAAGUUUUUUGCAUUACCUGCAUGAAAUGUGCUACUUAAAAACCAGUGUUGAUUUCCCCCAUUUGAGAAGUACGAUUUUUAAUUGUUAGACUCCUUUAGAAGGCCUUGGUCCUUAAUGCUGAGAUUGUCACGUCACAUGUAUGUCCAAAACAUGCAUUCAUGUGUGCAUCAGUCCUCCUUACCCCCGCCACUGUCACCGGGAGCCCUUACUGUGUUACGCCUUUAUAAAACAUGCCUUCAUGAGGGUAUUUGAAGUUAUCCGGUUCCCUGGAUCAUUGGUGUCCACCUCACUGAGCAAAUCUUUACCAGCACAUUGUCUGGUAUGUCCACUUGGGAUAGACACUUGGACUCCAUAUAAAAAUGGCAGGUAUAUUUCACCUUAUGUAUCAGGUGUUAAUUUGCAGAGACUUGCUCGCCAUAUUCUCUACUUGUCGCAAAUUCCCUUCCCCUCAUUUUCAGGACUUCAAAAGCUUAACUGCUCUGAUAAUCCAUUUGUGGCAUGGUGCUGGUUUGGUCAUUAUGUUCAUAGAGUGCGUUACAAGAGCCAUAUACUCCAUAAAUGUGAAACACCGCUAUCCCGGCCUUACUGCGUCUGACUACAGGAAGUACUGUGAGGUACAAAUCUUAAUUUAUUGGAGCAAAGAUUGCAUUACUGUGCACUGAACCAAACCCUGUUCUGUUCCUUUUACCUACAAGUCUGGAUGGUAUCACACUCAAGAAUGCGUGAUUCUCAAGAAAAGAAUAAAUGUUUGAAAGAUUCA
Molecule: messenger RNA, 3015 nt
Organism: Brienomyrus brachyistius
Lineage: Eukaryota; Metazoa; Chordata; Actinopteri; Osteoglossiformes; Mormyridae
Gene: ncln
Product: nicalin
Exons: 15
Coding region: 135-1820 (561 amino acids)
Biological process (GO): regulation of signal transduction
Cellular component (GO): endoplasmic reticulum membrane
Source: RefSeq, a predicted model, not a curated record